Molecule: messenger RNA, 2961 nt
Organism: Gryllus bimaculatus (two-spotted cricket)
Lineage: Eukaryota; Metazoa; Arthropoda; Insecta; Orthoptera; Gryllidae
Source: the annotation of a GenBank genome assembly
GAAGUAACAAUAUGAAUGUUGUGAAUGUGUGAUAUCUUGAUCUUUUUUUCUAAAAUUCGUAUUUGUCAAAUUUUAUGACUUAGAGAAUUUAUAUUUAUUCCCUUAAAGAUAAUGUACCAUUGUUUUUCUGAUUUAAUUUUAAUUAAUCUGUAAUUUUAUUUUAUUGAGUUGUUUGUCAUUCUGAAUCAUCUCCAUGUCAGGGUAUCCUACAGAAUCCAAAAAUGAAUUGUAAAUUACCCUAGAAGAACAGUACAUUAAAAAAUACUGCGCAUCUAAUUGGUGAAGAUAUCUUACGUCAAACCCACGCCAAACAUGGUCCCCCCCUGGUCCCUACUACCGCUCAUUUUAUCACAGCCACCCGUUCGAGCGCAGCACUAACGCUAGUCGCGAAAAUUAAGACGUACGAGACUUAAGACAUAGUUAGCCAGCCCCGAGAAGAAUGGCUAUGUUAUAAUUAUACACUGUGAGAUUCAUAAUAUAUAAAAAUUCGAUUGAAAUGUCCGUGACAAACUUUCAGAUUCAUCGUACCUUCCGUGUUAUAAGACGUCAUGUGCAUUCAUGUCCAGUAAUGUGUAAAUCUGUGAAUAAACAGGCUAAAACGAUGGCUAAGUUGAUGACUGCUUCAUAUCGUAAAAAAAAAAGUUGGUAUAGCGCAGAAAUCAUGUCAAACAUACCUUUAUUACCUGCAAAUAAAAAAUUCCAGGAAGGUGGUACCACCAAAAGGCGCGUUGAUGUUCUCAACAAGCUCUUCAUGAGAUCUAUCACAGACUUGCUGGCAACCGGGGAAGUGGCACCUUAUCUGAUAGGGCAUGGGGUGUCAAUUACAAAAGUAAAGGUGGCCGCUGAUUACAGUGCAGUAAAUGUAUAUUGGACUGCUAAAGGGGCAGGACAAAAUGUUGACGUAGACAAACAUUUGGAAAAGGCUGGAUUUGAUUUACGCCAUCAUCUGAGUCAGUUGCACAUAUUGGGAAAGGUUCCUAGGAUUUGUUUCAUCAAAGAUAAAUGGCAAAUCAUUAUAGAAGAGACACUAAAUUGUCUUGAGAAUACCGAAAUUAAAGAUGAUUUAGAAAAUUUUGUAGUAAAUACGAAAUUGGAAGAUCCUCAAGGAUCAGAAGAAUUGGCUAAAAUUGAUCAACUUGAAGGCCUUAUUGAUGAAUAUCCAUUGCCUCCUAUGAUUCAUAACGUUCUUGGUUUGGAUCAUGCUGCCAUAAUGACCAAGAUUGAAAAAGCUGUUAAAAAGUCUGAAGCAAAACACAGACAAAGUUCUUUAAGUAGUGAUUCCACGACUCACCUGGAACAUAAUGUGACAGACGUCUUAGGGAGUAAUAAUGAUGUUCAUCCUUCUGAUGUGACCAAAUAUAUUGCAAAACGAAGGAUUGAAAAGAAGCAAGCCAAACAAGCUCUUCAUAAACAAAUGAUGGCAAAGAUGGAAGUGUUUGAAAAAUCCAAAGAUGAAGAGUAUAUUGACACUGAAGAUGGUGAUUUCAUUGAAGAAUUUGAUGUGAUGAAACAUUACACAGAACUCAGAGAGUAAUAAGUAAUUUAGCUAUAAGCUCUCCUUUGAACACUCAUGCCCUUUGGUGCUACACAAACACUUGUGGGGUGGCAGAUGGAUUUUUCAUAUUUAUUGCGCAAUUUUUUAAACAGAUUUUUUUCAAAAUAUUGUUUUCAAAUUUUGAAGAAGAACUUUCCAUAUUACAAAAUUGAUACAACUUGCUUAAACAUUUUUCCAAUUGUAAUAAAAAAUCUUCGUAUAGCAGAAAACUCCACUAAAUUAAAAAACGUCUUUUAGUAACUAAUCUCAAUAAUGUUUGAAACAGUUGUUUACAUAGUUAAACAUUAGAAAUAAUUUGGGAACAAACAACUCUUAUAAGUAACAGUAAUCACAAUGUUUGUAUUUGUUGAUCCCGAUGCAUUGAUGACCCUUCUUCAUGGACCUAUAUCUUUUUGAGAGUCUUGCACUAAAAUGUACUAUAGGCAGGAUUUUUGACACUAUCUUCAUAGCUAAGUUGAAUUCAACUGCUAUCUGAAGGAGAAUUUUAGCAUCUGGCAGCUCUGAUUGGUAAUUUUCAGUGUUUUUUCUGAUCAACAGCAGGUGAAUACCAGAGCAGUACCCUAACAAAUAGGUCAUAGACCGUGCGUGAUCUUUCCUUCCCCUACCUUGUCCUCUCCUCACCCCUUACUAACACACACCUACUCUCUCCUACACUACACAACCAUGCAUGUCAGACCUUAGAGUUUGUCCCGACUGGGGCAGUACCCUUCUGAUGGGAGAUACCUUGUUGGGAAAAAAACCACAAGUGAACAUGUAGGGCGGUGCCUGUUUUCACCAUCCAACAGGAAGAUCAGUGCAACCUCCCAUGAUGCAAACAUGCACUGAACUUACAGGACUAACGAUCUUAGCUGUUGACAUGACUGAAAACACUAAUCAAUCAAUCUAAAACUAGAGAAUCAUGAUUGCUUACUCAAGCUGUUGAUUCCAAUGCAGAAAAAGAGCAGAUUUUUCAAAUUUGCAGCCAAUUGCCAGUUUGAGUGCUCAAAGGCUAAUUUAACCUUUACUUCAGGAAGGAUUACAAUACGGAUUGGCUCAUUCUAUACAUAUUCUUGAAGUUUAGUCAAAAGCGCACAAGUGAAAUAGUCUAAUUUAGUACCUUGCAUGUUUGUUCUGAUUCUUAUCUUUGUGGUCAUACUGGUAAUUUCACAAAAUUUUGUUGACGUGUUCUUAAAUUGAUAAUAGAAAAAUAUUUUGCUCAGCUUCUUUAAAAGUUAUUUCUUCUAUUUAAUUCUUAGAGGAAGUGUAAGAGGAUUUCUAUAAUUUCUGCUAUUUAAUUCUUAGAUGAAUGUAAAUAUUUCUGUAAAUAAAACUUUGUAUUAAAUGUGGUGUUUAUGUUUUAUUUCAAUUCUUUUAAAUCUGCCUUGCUUGUGCUCUUCAUCAAAUAUCUUGUCUGCCUGUGUUAUUAU